UCCAAGGCUCCAACUCAGCAUACUUUCACACCCACCUACCUUCCUCUGCAUUUCUCAACACACAUCUAGUACAUAUCUAUAUAUUUUCUUUGCUUUAAAGCUUUUGAGAGAUGAUCUCCUCUUUAACACUCUUCUUGCAAUUCAAACUUCCUCUUAACUAAUGAGAGCAAUUUCUUCACAAAAUUGAUACAUACAUAUAUCAUAUAUGUAUAUAUAAGUGGUCCAUCCAGUGGAAAUGCAGAACCCAGGUUACACCAAUGGGAAAAUUUGGUUUCAAACUCAUUUUUUCAGUUGCUGUUUCUCUGUUUUUUUUGCCAAACUCCAGGUCCACUGUGUUUGGGGUUGCAGCAGAUGAGCCAAUUGAAAUCGUUGAGACUGCAGAAGAUACUAAUAUUGCAUAUCCUAGCACAACCAACUGGAAUUUAGAAUUGGACGCAGAGGAAGAUGCAUGGGAAAUGAUACGGAAGAAUGGCAACCAAUUUGUGGUGAAUGGCCAGCCUUUCUAUGUUAACGGAUUCAACACAUACUGGCUGAUGGUGUUUGCUGCUGAUCAAUCCACAAGAGGAAAGGUAACUGAGGUCUUCCAACAAGCUUCUUCUGUUGGUCUGACAGUUUGUAGAACUUGGGCUUUCAACGAUGGUCAGUGGCGAGCUCUUCAAAAAUCUCCCUCAGUUUAUGAUGAAGACGUUUUUAAGGCCUUGGAUUUUGUCGUCAGCGAGGCAAAGAAGUAUAAGAUCAGGCUUGCAUUGUCAUUAGUCAAUAACUGGGAUGCAUAUGGUGGCAAGCCACAAUAUGUCAAAUGGGGGAAAGAUGCUGGUCUUAAUUUGACAUCAGAUGAUGACUUUUUCUCUCAUCCAACUCUCAGAAGCUACUACAAGGCUCAUGUGAAGGCGGUGCUCAAUAGAGUCAAUACAAUCACAAACAUAACUUACAAGAAUGAUCCUACAAUAUUUGCUUGGGAAUUGAUGAAUGAGCCUCGAUGCACCUCAGAUCCUACUGGAGAUAAGCUGCAGUCCUGGAUACAAGAAAUGGCAGUCUUUGUGAAGAGCAUUGAUGCAAAGCACUUGGUAGAGAUUGGAUUGGAAGGAUUUUAUGGUCCCUCUGCACCAGAAAGGACUCAGUUCAAUCCCAACUCUUAUGCUACACAGGUCGGAACUGACUUUAUCAGGAACCAUCAAGUUCUUGGUGUUGAUUUUGCUUCUGUUCACAUUUAUGCAGAUUCUUGGAUAUCACAAACAAUUUCUGAUGCUCAUCUCCAAUUCAUCAAGACGUGGAUGGAAGCACACAUUGAAGAUGCUGAGAAAUAUCUGGGAAUGCCUGUUGUUUUCAGUGAGUUUGGUGUAUCUGCAAAAGACGAUGGUUACAAUUCGAGUUUCAGGGACACACUUAUCAGCACAGUGUACAAGACCCUUCUGAACUCUACAAAGAAGGGAGGGAGCGGAGCGGGGAGCCUUCUGUGGCAGCUCUUCCCUGAAGGGACAGACUACAUGGAUGAUGGUUAUGCAAUUGUUCUUUCAAAAUCUCAUUCAACAUCAAACAUUAUAUCCCUUCAUUCCACAAGAGUUGCCAUCUUCAACUCCAGGUGUUCUUGGAAAUGCCGCUGGGGUUGCAAGAAGAAUCGUUUUGAUGCAUUACUUUACCAUGAUGAUCUAUAAAGGUGUGUUCAUAAUAGGAGAAAGCUAAAUUGCCCAACCACUUAAAGGAAAACAGUGUUCUAAUAGCUAUUGUAACAAUAUUUACUUGUUUGUACUUCGAAAUGCUUGAACAUUGGUGUGGAUUGAUAAAGGAAUACAAAUGUUUACUUCAUCAACUGUA
Tripterygium wilfordii is the source of this 1815-nucleotide messenger RNA. Its product is annotated as mannan endo-1,4-beta-mannosidase 6. NCBI's taxonomy places the organism in Eukaryota, Viridiplantae, Streptophyta, Magnoliopsida, Celastrales, Celastraceae. The transcript has 6 exons. The record is from RefSeq and is a predicted model, not a curated record. Bases 258 to 1655 code for a protein of 465 amino acids. Gene Ontology annotation, molecular function: hydrolase activity, hydrolyzing O-glycosyl compounds.